AUGGAAACUAGAGAGAGAAACUCCAUAAGUUAUCAUAUUCCACCUCAAUCCACUCAAGAAUCAUCUUCUACCUCAAACACUAAAAUAAAUGAAACCCCAAAUCAUCUUCAUCGGGGAGACCAGUAUCGCGGAUUCAGGUUACAGAAAGAGCAACCGGAAGCUGCAGAAACACCCGGAAGGAAUUCAAACUCGGAUCCGGAUCCAAAUCUUUCUGGACUGGGCUCUCAAGCUCCCUCGCAGCCGCCACCACUAGCACCACCACCUUCAACAACCUCUAUAGCGCCGGUUGCAGUGGUGGUCCGAUAUCGUGGAUGCUUAAGGAAUCAUGCUGCCAAUAUGGGCGCUCAUGUUCUCGAUGGGUGUGGAGAGUUUAUGCCUAGCGGAGAAGAUGGCACGCCAGAAGCAUUAAAAUGUGCCGCCUGUGAAUGCCACCGGAGUUUCCACCGGAGAGAGGUAGAAGGCGAGACCACUUCUCAAAUACCUUUGACACAUAAUCAACCACCUCCGGCAGCUGCUACACAUCUACCUCCCGCACAGCGGCAUCACCGGUAUUAUCACCACCCAAUGCCGCCUAUUAUGAUGGCAUUUGGUGGGGCUGGCGGCGUACCGGCGGAAUCAUCUAGUGAAGAUCUUAAUGUAUUCAGAACGAGUUCCGGAGUGCAUUUAAUGGCGCAAACUUCAAAGAAAAGGUUUCGAACGAAAUUCACACAGGAACAGAAGGAGAAGAUGCAAGAUUUUGCAGAAAGAAUAGGGUGGAAGAUCCAGAAGCAAGAUGAACAGGAGCUUGUACAAUUCUGCCACGAUGUUGGUCUGAAAAGACAAGUGUUUAAAGUAUGGAUGCACAACAACAAACAAGCCACUAAGAAGAAAGAAAUGUAA
Lactuca virosa is the source of this 879-nucleotide messenger RNA. Lineage: Eukaryota; Viridiplantae; Streptophyta; Magnoliopsida; Asterales; Asteraceae. The record is from the annotation of a GenBank genome assembly.